Drosophila bipectinata is the source of this 1060-nucleotide messenger RNA. RefSeq lists its product as uncharacterized. Gene Ontology annotation, molecular function: 2-oxoglutarate-dependent dioxygenase activity. The record is from RefSeq and is a predicted model, not a curated record. Lineage: Eukaryota; Metazoa; Arthropoda; Insecta; Diptera; Drosophilidae.
CCUCAAGAACAACAGCUAUCAAUCUACAUUGAUAAGAUUUAUACAUAUUUACUUAUAUUUCAUAAAAGAACAAUGGAAACGCUACUUUCCCGAAACGCUGUACCAAUCAUUGAUUUAGCUAAUUGCAAUAGGAGUGGUCUGACUGAUAUAAGCCAAAGUCUAGGAAAGGCUCUUUCUGAAAAGGGCUAUGCUCUGCUUAUUAACCAUGGAAUUUCCAAUGAAAAGAUAGAGACUUCCUGGCAAUAUUUUGAUAAAUUUUUAGAGCUACCUGAAACAGAAAAAGUAGCUUACGAACGUUCCAAGGCUUCGGAUGGAGAAAAUCAUGGAUAUGUGAGUCCUGGCAUGGAGAGAUUUGAUGGCAGGACUACAGAGUUUCGACAUGCUUAUAAUAUUUGCAAGCUAGAUGCUAAGCAUUUACCCGAAAAGCCAUUACAAGGAUUUACUAAAUUUAUUAACUCGUUAACUGAUGACUUUAACGUCUUGGGCCGAUUUAUCCUUGAAGCAUUAGCUUUAUCCUUGGAUGUUUCCCCCUUAUAUUUUCUGGACAAGCACUCGUAUAUGUUGUCAGAUGAUCGCUUUAAUUUAACAACCCUUCGAUUGCUUUAUUACCCACCAGUUGAUGAUACAAAUCCCUCAAAAGUAAUCCGUUGCGGUGCUCAUGCGGAUUAUUGUACUUUUACUCUGCUGGCCCAGGAUUCGGAGGGCGGAUUGGAGGUAAAGUUACGGGGAAGUGAAGAGUGGCAACGUGUUGGCCAUCUUCCGGGAGCACUGUUCAUAAAUUGCGGCGAAACUAUGGCUCUGUGGACAAAUCAGCGGUAUCAUGCUUUGCAACAUCGCGUGGUUGUUCCCGAGGAUGAGUCAUCCCGGAAAAGUGGGAGACACUCCAUAGCCUAUUUUUGUCAUCCUGAUAGUACAACUCUUAUAGAUCCAAAAGAGUUACAAAAUAAUGGACAUAAGUUACAAAAUGAGAAAGUAUACAAUGCAUAUGAAAUAACUAUGGCUUUGGCAAGAGGAGCUUAUAGUCACAAUUAUACUUAAGAGAAAAAAUAUAAUUAUUAUU